Molecule: messenger RNA, 1059 nt
Organism: Bufo gargarizans (Asiatic toad)
Lineage: Eukaryota; Metazoa; Chordata; Amphibia; Anura; Bufonidae
Product: carcinoembryonic antigen-related cell adhesion molecule 1-like
Exons: 4
Coding region: 139-1059 (306 amino acids)
Source: RefSeq, a predicted model, not a curated record
GUGACUGUGACAAUCCGAUGUCACCAGCGAUUCAGAAAGCAGCAAACCAGGAAGAAGAAAGGACAAAGUCUGAAGGAGAAGAAGUCACAGCAGAAGUGAGAGGAGAGCUGGCAGCACGGAGCGCACAGGAGCCGCAGAAUGGACCGGUACCAGCCCAUCCUGGCCCUCAUCCUGCUGCUGGGACUGACAGGUGAUGUGGACGCUGUCGUCGAUGUGACAGGAAUCACCGGGAGAUCGGUUCUAUUAGACGUGAAUCCUCCACCCCCAGAAAAUUCUGGAUUAUCCUGGACUUUUAAAAACCAGAAUGUGGCUGUGAAUUUUCCUUCUCCUGUUUGUUUUGAUCAGUUGAUAGGAAAAUGUCAGCUUUAUGUGAACGGAUCUCUGAGAAUCGACAGCGUCUCCUCCGCUAAUGAAGGGACUUAUUAUCUGAAUGUAGUAGCUCCAGAUUCUUCACCACCUGACAUUACAGAAUACCGGCUCUGGGUGUACGCUCCUCUGGAUAAACCCGUCCUCAGGAUUAGAUCUGACUCCAUGUAUGUCGUCGAUGGCACCAAUGUGACCCUCCUGUGUGACGCCGGUGGUCAGACUGUGACUACUUACACCUUCUACCGAGACCAGACGCCUAUAUGCACCGCGCCCCAUGUCUUCUGCAGCGGAUCAUCCCUGGACUUCACCCCGAUAUCUGAGAUGUACAGUGGGUCCUACACCUGCCGCAUCGAGAACCCGGUCAGCUUCAACCUCAGCGACCCCAUCAAUGUGACCGUAUCAUAUCGUAUAUCGGAUAUAUCACUGACGGUGAACACAUCCGCACUGGUUUGGCCGGGAUUAGACUCGGUGUCUCUGCGCUGUUCGGCCCGCGGUACAAAUGUCAGCUACUCCUGGAGCCUGGACGGGGCGGCCCUGCCUCCGGAGCCACAUUACGUGCUAAGUGCAGAUAGAAGCGUUCUCACCAUCAGCCCGGUGUCUUCUAAGGAUAAUGGAUCCUUCACCUGUACAGCCGCGAACAGUAUAAACAACCUGACGAGCCCCGAAGUCCUCCUCCACCUCGGCUGUGAGUAA